This is a messenger RNA of Loxodonta africana (African savanna elephant), 3427 nucleotides long. It is a transcript of the gene SERTAD4, whose product is annotated as SERTA domain containing 4. The record is from RefSeq and is a predicted model, not a curated record. The transcript has 3 exons. Gene Ontology annotation, cellular component: nucleus. Lineage: Eukaryota; Metazoa; Chordata; Mammalia; Proboscidea; Elephantidae. The coding region runs from base 560 to 1609 and encodes 349 amino acids.
UGCUGUAGAGGGCCUGGCCCUGCAGAAGAGGAGGAGGGUCGGGGGCAGUGGAGCAGAAUGUGAACCUGAGCAUCGGUUGGGAUCACGGUGCAGACCCUGUCCUUUAUUCUUUUUGAUUGAUUAGCAGAUUUUCAUCAAAGGAGACUCCUGGGGGAUUGACUAGAAAAUUGAUUUUGCCUUAUUAAUAGAAAGGAAGCGUAAGGGUUUUGGCCCUGCCUCUUAGCAGUACAUUUUCUGCAGGAAGGUCAGGAGGAAAAUGUGUUUAGGAGGCAAAGCAGCUGUUUCGAAGAGGGCUGAAGGGAAUCUGAGAACAAUAAGAAAUGGGUUUUAAAGAUCCGCCCAUGAAGUGCAGAUUGCUGAACACAGAGGCUGAGCUAAUAGUAGCACGAGAAUUUGCUGAGGUUUUCUUUGAAAAAAUAAUAAAAUGUUUCUGGGCAAAGGAGAGGACUGACAAGUAAAAGUUUGCUCAAAGCAAAGGAAUGAAGCUGCCAAGGCCAUCCCCAGGCUUGCUCCUGAUGGGGGCUGUUUUCCUUUUUUUUCAGAUCUGAGGCUGUCAGCGAUGACUCUGGUUCUGUCCAUGAAUAGAUUUUGCGAGCCCAUUGUCUCGGAAGGAGCUGCCGAAAUUGCUGGGUACCAAACACUAUGGGAGGCUGACAGCUACGGAGGCCCGAGCUCCCCGGGGCCAGCACAGGCCCCUCUGCAGGGAGACCGGGGAGCCAGUCCCCCGCUGGCAGGAUCACAUUUCAGGGGAAUUUCAAAUCCUGUAACAACAUCCAAGAUCACAUACUUUAAGAGGAAGUAUGUGGAAGAAGAGGAUUUUCACCCACCACUCAGCAGCUGUAGCCAUAAAACCAUCUCGAUUUUUGAGGAGCGAGCCCACAUCCUUUAUAUGUCCUUAGAAAAGCUAAAGUUUAUCGAUGAUCCUGAAGUAUACCUCCGAAGAUCUGUCCUUAUAAACAAUUUGAUGAAAAGGAUCCAUGGAGAAAUUAUCAUGCAAAAUAACUGGUGCUUUCCUGCCUGCUCUUUCAAUGGCGCCUCUGCCCAAGAGUGGUUUAUGGCUCAAGACUGUCCUUACCGAAAACGACCGCGGAUGGCCAAAGAGGAGUGUGAAAAGUUUCAUGCCUGCUGCUUUUACCAAGAAUGUGGCAGUCACUAUCUAAAUUUACCCCUUUCUGUCAAUGCUAAUGUCGGAAGUGCCUCCACUGCCUCUUCCUCCUCCUCAUCUUCCUCUUCCUCUCCCCCUCUGCCUUUACCGAGUUGUUCCCACCAGGUGGAUUUUGAUGUAGGCAGACCACCUAUUUACAAGAGUGAUGGCCAGAUACCUGCCAAUGAAAUAUUCAUUACUAAUGUCAGGUCACUUGGUGUUCAGGAAAAGGCCAAAUUAAAUGAUGAGAAAGCCGACAAUGGUACCAACAGGGAUGGUGGCCCCCCAAGCCAUGAACUUGUGGGAAAUGACCUUGCUUUUGAGUGCAAAGGCCAAUUUUAUGAUUAUUUUGAGACUGGAUGUAAUGAGAAAAACAAUGUAAGUGAGUCUUGGAAAAAGUCCUUGAGGAAAAAGGAGCCUUCACCAAGUAACAAACUCUGCUGCAGCAAAGCAAGUAAGAUAUGAGCCAUCUUUUCACCGAGACUUUGAAGCAUGCACAGCAUGACCGGUUAGCUCUCAUAAAUUUUAUUUGGAAUGGAUUUGAUAGUUUUGUACAACUGAUAAAAUUCUGCCAUGAACGUGCCGUGUCGCUUUAAUGCCUGGAGAGCAGAUUGCAUAAAACAUCUGUACAGUAGACAUCAGCAAGCUACUUACCAACGUGGUGAUUUUAUCAAGAAAACAGUUGACCCAAUGCUUAAAAGUAUAUAUCUUAGUUUUCUUACAGAAAAGAUCAGUAGAUUAGAUUGGGGGACAGUGUGCCAUUGUGAUAUUUCCAUUGUUUCCCCCCUCAAGGAGCCUGUCACUAGUUAAGAACAUUCAACAUGUUUGCCAAUUAAUUAGGUAGUUACUUGGUGAGCAAAUCAAUAUAACCAGCAAAGGAUGUCUGCUUCUUUUAUAUGAUACAGUAUUUUUUCUGAAUAAAUGACUGAAGGUGGGGAGCUAGGUGAAAUGGCUUCAUGGUGCUGUUAAGUAUUUGUAUUUAACAGUCUUUUGUGACAGAUGAAAUAGGACUGGACAUAGUAAAGCACACCUGUCUAGGGCGGAAUCAACAAUAGCAGAGAGGGUAAUCCCUGCAAGUUCCUGGCUUGCCUGUGAUGGGUGAUGAGGCUUUUAGAGACGUGUUAUACAGGGCGAUUUUUGGUGCCUUACUUUAUCUUAAUUUUUGCCAGUGUGAAAAUUAAGGAUAAAUCAGAGUUAACAGCAGGGAUUUAACAAACAGGAAAAUUAAAAUUAAAAGUAAAAAACAGGGUGGAUCAAUAUUGUUUGAAAACUGUUUAACUUUGAACUAUUGCAUUCAACUUUUGAUUCAACAUCUCUGUUCUUCCUUUAUUUUUGAUGCCCAAUUGCUUUUGGAUUUAGCAUGUUUGGAAAGGGACAGAGGGAACAAUAGAGAGAGCUGUUAGAAACCAUCACAACGAGCUGCUCGAGCUUUUCUAUGGUGACAGUCUGUUGCUGGGGUUUGGGUUUUUUGGGUUUUGGGUUGUUUCGUUUUGUUUCAUUGUCCAAUGAAGUUCAUGAACCUGUGGCAUGCAUUAUAUUUUAAUCUGUUUUGUAUCAUUUCACUCAUUUAGAUUAUAAAUGCAUGUGGUUUUUUAUAUACAACUUUUGCUGUUGAUUAAGAAGCACAAUGUUAAUAAAUGAUGUGGUGGUCAAUAAGGUUUUAUCUUAAAGAAUGUAAAGAUUCUAGUUUUGGGAAAGUUAUUUUGGAGAAAUGGGACUCAAUCCGUAACAGUUACUAUGUAUUCGGUCAACAUUUUUCUCAAUAUUUCUUUUAUUUGUACAUUUGCAAGAGUGUUCAGAGUGCCCCUCUGACCAUCCUUCCUCCCACUCCAGCUAACUCCUUCUGCUAAAGUGUGUUCCAAUUGCCAAGGUUACUAAUUGGUUUAGGCCUCCUUAAACAAUACUUCACAGGAACCAAGUGCCAAAUGGAGGAAAUAAGUAAGUCCUCCCAAUUUCUCCAAGAUAAAAGCUUUUUUAUUAUUGCUAUCAAUAUUAAAUAUAGGUCUCAUUCAUACAGUGUAUGAGUUGGAUCAUCAUUUGGACAAUUGUCCACAAGGACCGAUGUUGAAAACAUGUUCUUGUGUUAUAGCGAUAGUCUAGUAAUGUUUGUUCUUUAUUUUCAAUAUUUGAUUAACAUUUGAUGUUGAAAACUUAGAUGAUAGAUGCUUGUAUAUGAAUGUGUUGUAAUAAAGUGGGUUUUCUUGAUAUAUAUUUAUUAAAAUGAUCAAAAUUCAAUAAGAUUUUGUCAUUUUAAUGUUAUUGGCUAUGUUUCACUUUUCUGUU